Molecule: messenger RNA, 2377 nt
Organism: Sander lucioperca (pikeperch)
Lineage: Eukaryota; Metazoa; Chordata; Actinopteri; Perciformes; Percidae
Gene: hsd17b12a
Product: hydroxysteroid (17-beta) dehydrogenase 12a
Exons: 11
Coding region: 180-1172 (330 amino acids)
Cellular component (GO): endoplasmic reticulum
Molecular function (GO): oxidoreductase activity
Source: RefSeq, a predicted model, not a curated record
GAGUAGGAGGUGCGCGGUGCACUUUAAAUCAGGCUAGACAAGUGUUGGGGGAGUGUGUGUGAUGCUACAACCUCCUUAUAAAGGGACUCUCUCUCACGUUGUGGCUUGGAAAUUAGAGCACAUUGCCUAAAAUUGAGGUCUCCACACUCACACACGCCGAGUCACCGAGAGCCGCUGCUAUGAACUGGAUGAACGCUGAGGAGACGCUCCGCAGGGCCGAGACGCCUCUCUUCUGGGUCGGCGCGUUCACUGUGGCCUCUCUGGCGCUGUGGCUGCUCUACAGGCUGCUCUCCGGCUUUAGGAUCUGGGUCUUGGGAAACGGGCAGCUGCUCUCUCCGAAGCUGGGCAAAUGGGCAGUUGUGACGGGAGCCACGGAUGGAAUCGGGAAAUCCUAUGCAGAGGAGCUGGCACGUCGAGGAUUUGCCAUGAUGUUGAUCAGUCGCUCCCAGGACAAGCUGGAUGACGUGGCCAAGUCACUUGAGGACCAGUUUAAAGUGGAGACCAAGACCAUUGCAGUUGACUUUGGCAAGAUGGACAUCUACCAAAAGAUUGAGGCGGGGCUGGCUGGUCUUGAGAUAGGUGUUCUUGUCAACAAUGUUGGUGUGUCCUACGCCUACCCUGAGUACUACCUCCAUAUUCCUGAUCUGGACAACUUCAUCACAAACAUGAUCAACGUCAACAUGACCUCAGUGUGCCAGAUGACCCGUCUGGUGCUGCCUAGAAUGGCUGAGAGGUCCAAAGGUGUUAUCCUGAACAUCUCUUCUGCCAGUGGCAUGUAUCCCCUCCCUCUGCUUACAGUCUAUUCUGCCUCAAAGGCCUUUGUGGAUUUCUUCUCUCGUGGCCUUCAGGAGGAAUACAGGCGUCAUGGCAUCAUCAUUCAGAGCGUGCUGCCCUUCUUUGUGGCCACUAAAAUGACUCGUAUCAGGAAGCCCACCCUGGACAAGCCCACCCCAGAUCGCUACGUUGCAGCUGAACUCGCCACUGUGGGUCUGCAGGGCCAGACCAAUGGCUAUUUCCCCCAUGCUGUCAUGGGUUGGCUGACCACCAAGCUUGUGCCAAUCAACCUUGUCAUCUUCUUUGGAGCCCAAAUGAACCGUCAGCAGCGUACCGGAUACCUGCAGAGAAGGAAGCUGCGGGAGCAGAGGAACGGACAACGUCUGAAGAGUGAAUAGGAGACUCCUGACUGUGUCCUGACCCGGUGCAACGUCUAAGGAAAGGAAAGAUUCUCUUUUGUAUCUCUGGUUUAUCAUCAAGGUUUGUCAAUAAAUGUGCACAUAAAAGCAUGUGUAUGACUUUGUGUUUAAAACAAACUCUGAUCUGAUGUGAUUUUUUGUUUGGAAAGAAAUGCCCAAAGAAUGCAGGAGCUGAAGUGAUAAUAAAAAGCUGCUCUUGGCAAAGGACAUAAUACAUCUUGUCACUGACACCGAUAGUGGAAAUAAUACAACCAAAAAAAUAUUAAAUAAGAGUGAUUUGUUAGCCCUGCUGUUGUAAGCAGUGGAUAAUGGUGGUGGGCAUCUUUUUUAUGUAUAAAUAUUUAUUUUAUAUUUGUGAGCACACAAGACAAACUCAGACCUUUCAACCUAGUCCGGUUUACAAAUCAUUGAGCCAUUUAAAGUUGGCAAUUUCUGCUUUUUUACAUUGCAUUACUGAACUACUAUUAUCAUGCAUUUGCUCUUUCUUACCUUUUUUUCUACAAUAUUGCGUGUUUACAGUAUAUUUAAAAAUGAUACUUUGUGGUAGGUUGUUGCUGUACUUGUUAUAAACCAAAGUUUUUCACAUGGUUAUUAACUGUUGCAUUCAUCACAAUCCCUUUCUACUGACAUUAACGUUAAAUGGUCAGAUUCAAUGAGCGGGUGUUAAAACGGUUAAAAUGUAUUAUGAAAGGAUGUAAUUCAGCUGGUGCGAUGUCCAUGUGAACUACACAGUUGCUCUUAUUUUGUGCCUUUUUUAUUCAAGAUGUAAAUCUUAACAGACAAUGGAAAACCUCUUAACCGCUGCAUAUUUACAGUGGUUCCUCCAGUGUGUUUUGAAAGGAAUUCACAGGAAUUGAGAAUAUUCUCGAUUCAUUGUGGCGCAAUUAUCCCUCCAGUUGAAGUUAAAACAAAAUGUGAAGGUUUUGCAUCAUUGCCUACAGAUUGGUUCACAUACUACUGUUUGCUUCAGAAACAGAACUGCUCCUCUUUACACUGACGCACAAUUGAAUACCCCAUAUGACUUGGUCUGACCUGUGCCUUAACUAUCUUGUGAAUGCUUUUGUAACCAGUUGUUUAAUAUGCUUGGAAAAUAGAAUUUCUACAUGUAAAAUGCACCGUUAUCGUUUAUAUAGCUGGCAUCUCAUGUUUUCUACUGUUUAAUAAAAGUUAUGGCGUAAAGAAAA